Molecule: messenger RNA, 893 nt
Organism: Paramecium octaurelia
Lineage: Eukaryota; Ciliophora; Oligohymenophorea; Peniculida; Parameciidae
Source: the annotation of a GenBank genome assembly
AUGUAUCCAGGACAGUUUAAUCUGCAUAUUAUAGACAAAAAUGCAGUAAUCAAUCGACCUUAAAAUGCUCUUUAUAAUAAACCUUAUGUUUUGAAACUAAGAAACUAGUCAGUCUUUUAAGAUCAAAUCUAACAAGGAAAAGACGUGUUAACUGACAGUUAUCUCUCAUAAAGUAGUGAGUAAAUAUAUUAUAAAGUGUAGACAAUCUUAACACUAACUCAUGAAGUCAAAAUUGCAAGAAAUAGAGAAUUUAAGUUUAAAGCAGCGUAAUGAAUUUUUGAGUCAAAAAAUUAACGAAUAAUAAAAAGAAUUAUCUAAGCUCUGGAAAUUGUGCUAAAAUCAUUUGCUGCCUCCAGUUACCUAAUCAAAAUAAAAUGGAUCAACAGACUCAGAAUUUUAGGAUUCUCAAUUUCGAAAUGGAUUUGAAACAAGAAGAGCCGAAUCAUAUGAAUAUUAAUAUUCCCCUAGAUAUGACAAUUAAUCUGACUCUAUUUCGUAUAGGCAGACAACUAGGAAAUACAAGAAGCAUAGAAUUUAAUAGAAAAAUUCCGUAGAUUUGUAAAAUUAAUCAGAGAAAUUUUCAUAUUUACAUAUACCUGCUAGCUACAAAAAACCCACAUACAAAGAAAAUAAACUUCCUCACAGAAAAAAGAGAUAUAGAAUAAACACUUCUCGCUUAAAAAGUCUAUUUUUCAUUCAUCCUAGCUUAUAUUAGAUGGACAAAAAAUUAUAGGUAUUUAUUUUAUAAUUAUAAAAAGGCAAAAAAGAAAUCAAAAAAUCUAAGAAUUGAAAUAAAUUCGUUAGAAGUAUACAAAAUGCCUUUAAACUAUAAGCAAUUAAAAUGUACUAAUUUGCAAAUUAAUAAUUAAAAAAUGGAUAUCUCAAAUUAUUGA